Tachysurus vachellii is the source of this 3561-nucleotide messenger RNA. It is a transcript of the gene rnf10, whose product is annotated as ring finger protein 10. Gene Ontology annotation, biological process: positive regulation of myelination; positive regulation of transcription by RNA polymerase II. NCBI's taxonomy places the organism in Eukaryota, Metazoa, Chordata, Actinopteri, Siluriformes, Bagridae. Bases 385 to 2694 code for a protein of 769 amino acids. The record is from RefSeq and is a predicted model, not a curated record. The transcript is spliced from 17 exons. Gene Ontology annotation, molecular function: metal ion binding; transcription cis-regulatory region binding.
CCGGGUCUUCACGGUUCCUGUUUGGCGACCCGUCGCCACAAGAGAGAAGUCGUUUAGCGUUAUCGGAAAUUUGGGCCUAAAAAGCCCAUAAAUUGAUCCGUUUUCCCGCAGCUGGAGGGCGGAUAACGCUCUGUGGGCCGCACAGGUUCCCACAACAAGGGGGAAAACGGCACGUUUCCGGGGUUUAAUCUUCAAACCUUCUUCCUAAAUCUUCUGUGGAGACAUUUUGGAUUCGGUGUCUCUUGUUUAUUUUUUCUCGGUUUGUUUGUGGUCAAGAUGUCGCCGUGAUGGAGUAUCCGGGUGUGACAGACAUGAGCAAGGGCCUUCGCCGCCUGACCCGCACCUCUGAUAACAAGCCGCUCUUCUCGCUUCUCGUCCCGUUUAAUGCUACAGAGCUCGUGUGUUUCCCCGGAGCUCGGCCUCAGUCCUUCCCACAGAGAUAUGGAGAAAAACAACAGCACCAACACCAAGGUCCCGCCCCGUUCCAGCUCCACAGGACCACCGCCGACCGACUCUAAAACUAAAACCGAUUCGAAGAAUAAUGGCACCUCCAAGCGCCACAACCGUAAGCGGGAGCCUGCCUUCCCCAAAGCAGAAAAUUUUCCAGGCCCCCGUCGCACCCACUCACAGAAAAGCAAGAAUUUCGACAAGAGACCCCCCCAGAGAGGCGGAGCAGGAGGUAGACAGGGUGGGCUCAUGGGCGGUGGGAGAAGAGAAGAGGUAGCUGAGACGCGCCGGGCAGAGUUCAGCCCGGCUCAGUUUUCUGGACCCAAAAAGAUCAGUUUGAACCACUUGCUCAAUUUUACCUUUGAGCCACGCGGAGGCCAUUUUGGCUCCGGAGGCGAUGGCCAUUCGUGCUGGGGUCGCCGCAACAAGUGGGGUCACAAACACAAGCCCUUCAACAAGGAGCUGUUUCUGCAGGCCAACUGCCAGUUUGUGGUGAAUGAUGACCAGGAUUAUCAAGCUCACUUCACUGACCCUGACACUCUGGUCAGCUGGGACUGUGUGCAGCAAGUGCGCAUCUACAGCCACGAGGUGCCGUCCUGUCCGAUCUGCCUGUACCCUCCGGUGGCGGCUCACAUCACUCGCUGCGGUCACAUCUACUGCUGGCCCUGCAUGCUGCACUACCUGUCUCUGAGCGAGAAAACCUGGUCCAAGUGUCCCAUCUGCUACGAGGCCGUGCACAGCGCAGACCUCAAGAGUGUUGUUGCCAUGGAGACACGCCAGUACGCUCCCGGCGAGGUCAUCACCAUGCGUCUGAUGCGCAGAGAGAAAGGCGUGUUGGUGGCUUUGCCCAGCUCCCAGUGGGUUAAGGUGGAGGAGCCGAUUCGCUUUGGAGACGCGCGUCUGAGCUCUUACUCCAAGCUGCUGCUGGCGUCUCAGGAUCAGGUUCUGGGUCUGUUAGCUGAGGAGAGAGCAGCACUGCAGGCUCAGCUGAAGCAGGAACAGGACGAUCCGCAAUCCUGCUUCAUACAGAGCGCUUUACUGCAGCUGCAGGAGCGAGAGGACGCCCUGCUGAAGCAGAACGUUCCAGAUAAAGGCAGUUUGGAAGCUGCAGACAUGACAAAGCUUUCUCUGGCUGACUCGAACGUUCCUGAGGUGGCGGUCAACAAGCUCCCGAGCUCCAAGCCCAUCCUGCAGUACGCUUCAGCGUUCGACGAUGAGAUUCAGGAGACCGCCGAAGAGCUCCCAGAGGUUCCGCUCCAGCAGGAAGAGCCCGAGGUGGCCCAGGGACUCGGAGAGGAAACCCUGAGUAACGACGCCGGGCCACAACAGAACCCUCAGCACGGGCCGUACUACUAUUUCUACCAAGCGGAGGACGGACAGCAAAUGUUCCUGCAUCCAGUGAACGUGCGCUGCUUGCUGAGGCAGUACGGCAGCUUGGAGAACAGUCCUCCGUCCAUCAGCGCUCCAGUCGUGGAGAUCGAGGGCCACACGGUGAACGAGGACGUUCGGCGUCGACACCGUUACCUCUCGCACCUGCCUCUCACCUGUGAGUUCAGCAUCUGUGAGCUCAACCUGCAGCCACCGGUUCUGUCCAAGGAGACGCUGGACAGCUUCUCAGACGACCUGGAGCGCAGGAGACGUGCGAGACACAAGAAGGCGAGGGACGAGAAGAGGAGGGAGAAGAGGAUCGAGAUGGAGGAGAACAGGAAGCAGGGGAAAUACCCAGAGGUGCACAUUGGUCUGGAGAACCUGCAGCAUUUCCCAGCAUUCGGUUCUCCUCCUCAUUACAGCGAACCAGGACAGAACCCCGAGUUCCAGCUCGGACCUCCGUCUCCUCUGAGCAGCAGUCCUGCCUCGGAUGUCGCCAUGUUCCCGAGUCUAAACGGGAACGGUCCGUCCAUCAGCGUAGGCAGUGUGGAGGAAGACUCUCCCUGCAUGUCCUUCGCACAGAUGCUGAGAGACGGAAAAGCCCGAGCAGACGUCUGGCCCAGAAUUCCUCCAAAGAAAGAUGUGUUCCUGGCUCCUCCGGUGGCUGACAGCGACGGAGAGAGUGACGGAUCGGACCGUGUGCCGGUCCCCAGCUUCCAGAACUCCUUCAGUCAGGCGGUUGAAGCGGCGAUGCUGCAACUGGACCACAAGCCACCAGCCAAAGCUGAAGCUUCACCUACCACCGAUGAGAAAGGAGGGAAGAAAAAGAAGAAGAAGCAGAAACUUCUCUUCAGCACCUCUAUGGUUCACACAAAGUAAAUGAGACCGCAGAUCACGCUUACGCACUUUCACUUCUGUUCACUUUUCACUUUUCUUCUCUCUCUGUUCUGUCCUGUAGGGUGUUUUUAGCUGAGAGUCGUUAACAAUCCUGGGUCUAACUUCAGCUUGUUAACACGUGGCUUUAGGCUGUAGAAUUAAGGGUCGUGACGCGUCGAGUCCGUCGCUUUAGAACACGCUUUUUAUUUUAAAUCUGAUGCGUCAAUAAAAAAAAAAAAUCAUUAUAGUGUAAAACAUGUUUAUUUAGCAGCGCAUAAAAUUAACUUGUCGUAUCGAGCGUAACGCGAACGUUCCAGGGUUCAGCGACGGCGUCUCGGCGUUUUAAGAGACUGCAGUCAACCAGCUGCUGAUUAACACGAACCUUCACGUCAUCCCCGAACCCCGGAGCGAACGCGCCGUCAUCCGCGUGGCUAAUAUUUGUCCAUACGCAGUAUGUAAAAACCGCUGCACGUUUCCUGCCCCUUCGGUCUUCAUCGUCUUUCUUUCUCUCCACAGCUCGAUAAAGCACUUUAUAUAUUUUCCACACAUUCAUCAGUAUAAAACAUGAACUUUUACGCUUCUUCAUCUGGUUCACAACAUGUAAUAAAGCCUGUUUGGUCUCAGAUGUUAAACUGCAGGAAUAGAGCGCAAGUUUGAUGCUUCAGCGAAGUGCAGCGUGAAUUUCUUUUUUUUGUUCUCCCCCCUUGUACUCGGUUGCUUUUGGGGGCAAAAUGGCGAGCGAUGGUAGGUGUGGUGGUUUUUUUUUUUUUUUUUUUUUUUUUGUUUUUUUUUGGAUUCCUUCAGUGGGAAUCUGUGAUUUAUAAACCCAUAUUGAUUGAUUUAAAAAAUAAAGAAUUAUCUACCACUUCA